GGUUGGAGAGGGGAACGAAGCAUUCUUAAUUCUUUGUAAGGGUGUGGAAACCUCUCUCUCUAACAAACAUCGCUUUAAAAGGUUGACGACAAUGCGUUAUAGGCAAAAGCGGACAAUAUUUGUUAGCGGACUGUUACAAAAAGUUUAGUGGGCAACUAUGAUUUUACUUUCCAUUCCUUUAUCUAAAAAAUGCAAAUUAUUAGUUUCCAUUUACAGAUGGCUUGAGAAGCAUCCAGCCUCUGGUCCAACAUGGCCGGUGGGUUCAUUACAACUUUCUGGAUUCCUUUUCAGUUCAUCAUUUCUUUUCCUUUUUGACAUUUCCCCCCCUUUUUACAAGGUGGAAUCUAUGGCGAGUGCUUUGAAAACAAUAUCCCUUUUGAUCAUUAACAAUGUUAGAAUUGUCAACAUCUGACCUCAAUAAUAAUGAAACAAGUUUUCUGCUCCAAUAAUUAAGCAAGAGAGUGUUAAAGCUUUUGUUCAUAAAACUGUUCUUGUUUCCUACUUGUCUUUUGUUGCCAAAAUAUAUAGCAGAUUUUCAGUUUUAGGCAGGUAUUGAAUGAAUUUACCCAUGGAUCAAGAGAAAAGGUAAGCAAGACCGAGUUCAAAGAAGUUCUCUCUGAUUUUCUGCUAGGCAUGGCUGCCGGGUUGAAGCGAGAUCCUAUCGUUAUACUUCGGAUUGAUGGAGAAGACCUUCUUGAAUUCAUCAAUGGCCCUGCUUACGAGCCUGAGAUGGUCGCCACUUUUUCACAGAUCGAGCUACCUGAAGGAUCUCUUCGUGAUUACAUUGUUAAAGCUUUUGAAUAUCUUACUGUGGAACAAGGGAUGCCUCCUCUUUCAGACCCCUGGGUUAUGAGCGAUAUUGUCGAACCAUCUCUGGAAUUCUGUUCUGCAGCUGAGAAUUGGGACAAGCCUGUCUCGCCCGAGACGUUGUUGGAAUUCAAGAGAGCGGCGGAGCACGUGGCACAACGCCUUAAAGAACAGCCUGUUAUCGUUGCUCACAGUGAAAACACCUUUGAUGGAAGCAGCAUAAGAAGAUUGAUAUCCAACAAAUUCGAACUUGACAAGUCACUUAACACGGCACUUCAGAGUGUCCCAAAAGAUAAAACUGGGAAAUUGCCAAAGGAACAUCUGCAGUUGGCGCUGGAUUUGGUUGCUCCAUUAGCCGGUCUACCACCGCUCGGUGCCCUCGACGAGAUGGACAAGCUGCUUGUUGGUGUAUUCAAGAUGGUAGACCCGGACGACAGGAAGGCGGUUAAAGAAGACGAGUUCAAGAAACUAUUAACUGAGAUUCUGGGGGCAGUCAUGUUGCAGUUGGAAGGUAAUCCAAUCUCAGUUUCUUCUAGUUCUGUUGUGCAUGAGCCUCUAGCCUGUUCAUCUUCACUUUUGACACCAUCCUCUUAGUAAACAUAUCAAGCAGAGCUGUUCUAGGGUAAAAAAUGAUAUACUCCUUUGAAUCAAUGUAUGCACCAGAUUUGUUGUAUUAUAUUAGAAAAGAUACUUUAUACGUGCGUGAGCAUUUAUUCCAGUUAAAAUAUCAUCACUA
Messenger RNA from Cucurbita pepo subsp. pepo (vegetable marrow), 1543 nucleotides. NCBI's taxonomy places the organism in Eukaryota, Viridiplantae, Streptophyta, Magnoliopsida, Cucurbitales, Cucurbitaceae. The record is from RefSeq and is a predicted model, not a curated record.